Molecule: messenger RNA, 1400 nt
Organism: Ornithodoros turicata
Lineage: Eukaryota; Metazoa; Arthropoda; Arachnida; Ixodida; Argasidae
Product: zinc finger protein 568-like
Exons: 4
Coding region: 1-1329 (442 amino acids)
Biological process (GO): regulation of transcription by RNA polymerase II
Cellular component (GO): nucleus
Molecular function (GO): DNA-binding transcription factor activity, RNA polymerase II-specific; RNA polymerase II transcription regulatory region sequence-specific DNA binding
Source: RefSeq, a predicted model, not a curated record
AUGAAGGCGAUCGACUCUGCAACUCCUGCAGCCCGGGAGUUUCAGGAGUUGCAGGGCAUCGGCUGCCUCGGUUGCAUCGGCUCUGCAGGAGUUGCAGCUCUGCAACUCUGCAUCUCCUGCAACUUGGGAGUUGCAGGAGUUACAGAGCAUCGGAGUUGCGGCUCUGCAACUCCUGCAUCUCCUGCAACUUGGAAGUUGCAGGAGUUACAGAGCAUCGGUUGCAUCAACUCUGCAUCUCCUGCAACUCGGGAGUUGCAGGAGUUACAGAGCAUUGGUUGCAUCGGCUCCGCAGGAGUUGCAGAGCCGAUCGCUUCCUGGUUGCGCGCAACUAAAGUUGCAUCGUCCACCAAACUGGAACCCAUAGACGGUUCCUGCACGUGCCCCUGGUGCGGGAACGUCUUUGCCUCCGAUGAGUCCCUCAAGGAACACUUCAGGGCUGUGCACCUCCACGGAGGAGGAGGACGUCAGCAGCGCCAAUUCAGCACCUGCUCCUCCCGCGGUUCAGCGACUACAGCUGUCGUAGUAUCCCGCGACAGAACCCACGCGGAGGAGAGGCCGUACGAGUGCCAAGUAUGUUCCAAGAGGUUCACGCAGAAGGCGCACCUGAACACGCACGUGAGGACUGUUCACGGGGGCGAGAGAAACCACAGGUGCGCCAUCUGCGGCCACGCGUUUCAACUGAGGCACCACCUGCUGAGGCACCAAAGCGUCCACUCCAACCAGCAGCGCUACGCCUGCGAUGUCUGCGGUAGGACGUUCAAGCGGAUGAAUGUUCUGCAUAGGCAUCGACUCCUGCACCGACAACAUCUGCACUGUCUCCUUUGCAUCGCAGCUAUCAAGGAAGAGCAGGAUGUUCCCGAACCAAAUGUCACACCGCGUAGUACCGUCGGGAGGGACAUCAACCAGGAGUCGCGCGGGAAACGCCACAAGGCCGAGCGUCAUCGCCCUCGUCGCUCAGCGGGAAAGUACCAGUGCCGGUACUGCGGCUACCGCAGCGACGGCACAGCCAACGUGAGGAAUCACGAGCGGACCCACACGGGGGAGAAGCCCUUCGAGUGCGUCGUCUGCUCCAAGAGGUUCUCGCAGAAGGGCAACCUGGACACGCACCUGAAGACUCUCCACGAAGGGAAGAGGAUGUACACGUGCUCUGUGUGCGGCUUCGCGUUUCAGCAGAAGAUCCACCUGCAGGACCACUCCGAGAGCGUCCACUCCACCGAGAGGCCCUUCGAGUGCGACGUCUGCGGGAGGGCGUUCAAGCUUAAGACCCUCCUGCGUAGGCACCUGCGUGUCACUCUGUGCGGAGAGCAGUCCUCCUCUGGUGACGUCUGAUGUCGAGCUAUAUAGAGGGUGUGUGCAGAAAAACGUGACCCGCAUUUUUACAUGUAACUCGUUGUCUACUA